GGCGUCUUGCCUUUUGUCGGCCUUUCCUUACUACAGUUCAAAAGAGAAAGAUUCUUUGUUGAAGUUAGAGAACACUAAAGCAUGAGUCAAGAAAUACCUGUUAAAUAUGGGGACGUGUUUCCGGUGUCGAGUGAACUUGGUUCAAAAAUGAUAGCACCACAAGAUGCAGCAAUCAUGCAGUCAGCAGAAAGUAUAGCGUUGGGUCAUGUACCAAAAGGUGGGCCUGCAUCGCUCAUGCAGUCAGCUGCAGCCCAAAAUGAGCGUAUAGGUGUGGUAGAUGUUGAUGACAUAUCGGAUCUCGCGAGAGAUCCGGGUGUCACUGUUUCUCAAGCUGAGGUUGGUGGCACUCGCAUUGUCUCUGAAUCAAUCGGUGGAGAGGUGGUUGCACAAUAUAUCUAUCCAUCAGAAGCAGGAGGUGACGGAGAAGGAGCCGAACGAUAUCCUACAACAGGAGUUCAGGAGGAGGCAGUUACGGUAGGUGAAGCUCUAGAGGCAGUGGCAUUUAAGGCAGCAGGGGACAAACCACUUGAGGAGAGCGACGCUGCAGCAAUACAGGCAGCAGAAGCAAGAGCCACGGGACGAAGUGAAGUGGUGCCGGGAGGUAUAGGAGCACAAGCUCAAAAUGCAGCUUCCGUUAAUGCUCGAACGGAUGACAAGACCACUCUUGGUGAUGUCCUAAGAGAUGCGACGAGCAAGCUUAUAGAAGACAAGGCAGUGAAGAAGGAAGAUGCAGAAGGGGUGGUGAGUGCUGAAAUAAGGAAUAAACCCGACUUGGCAACACAUCCCGGAGGAGUAGCAGCAUCUCAGACCACUGCAGCUAAUCUGAACACAUUCUAAUUAGGCGUUUUUAUUUGGGUUAUGGUUUUUGUUACAAGUAGUUGAUUGUGCAUAUAGAACCAUGGUCUGAUUUAGGGUUAUGUCUAAUUGUCCUCUUAUGCUG
Messenger RNA from Lycium ferocissimum, 940 nucleotides. Its product is annotated as late embryogenesis abundant protein D-34-like. Bases 82 to 837 code for a protein of 251 amino acids. The record is from RefSeq and is a predicted model, not a curated record. NCBI's taxonomy places the organism in Eukaryota, Viridiplantae, Streptophyta, Magnoliopsida, Solanales, Solanaceae. The transcript is spliced from 3 exons.